Molecule: messenger RNA, 3646 nt
Organism: Calidris pugnax (ruff)
Lineage: Eukaryota; Metazoa; Chordata; Aves; Charadriiformes; Scolopacidae
Gene: TMEM150C
Product: transmembrane protein 150C
Exons: 8
Coding region: 974-1723 (249 amino acids)
Source: RefSeq, a predicted model, not a curated record
CUUCUUUUCCUGUUCCCCACUAUUUUGUUAGGUAAAGUCUCUGGCACGCCAGUCUCUUUCAUUGCGCACACGGGCUGGGAACCUUGAGAUAAACCUGAAAACGUUCUGCUUUGUGGUGUUGGCAUUUGUGGUUUGUGGGUGGCAGGUUAUGGAAUGUGCUGGUUUGUGUCCGCUGAGUUACAGUGAUUAGGUAUCAAGUGACUGUGGUUAUUUUUGCUUUUUAUAAGGAACAGAGAGCUAUAGUGGGCGCCCCCAGAAGACAAAUUGUGUUUAGCCCCCUUUGAUCGUUGCUGACUGGCAGCAAUUCUUCAUGACUUGCCGUUAUGUUCUGAACAGCAGCAUCCUCCUCCCAGUGCUUCUGGCUUUGUACCUGUUCUCUGAAAUGGCUCCGUGUCCCAGCGCUGUGAAAUGCAGGAGGAGUGUUGCUCUGGGGUAUAUUAUGCAGCUCGUGUAUGUGCUCUUGAAAUGCAACUGUGUGCUCUCAUCUUAAAAAAGACCUAUGAUUCUUGACUUAGCAAUUUCGUCCUUCCUGACAUUCAUGUUCUCUGGCGAAAGCAACUUCAAGAAGAGCCCGUAACUUUGCUUGGCAGAUGAAAUUAAGAUGCCAACAUUUAAUGAACCUUGAACAAGCAGCAGUGUGUGUUUGGUGAGCUGCUGGCUGUGAUUGAAGUGUGUACAUUAGAGGAAAGGGAGCUUAAUUGAUUGAGGGGCAGUGAUGGGGCAAUGGUAAUAAAAGCAGAGCAAACAGCUGUCAGUCUGAAUAGAUUUAGACUUAAAAAUGGGAAUGGGGGAGGGUAAGCCUGCGUUGAGAAAAAUUCUCAAGAUGCACCCCCAGCGGUGUUCCUGUGAGACCCUUUGCAGUUCUGCACCUUGGCCCCUGGCAGCAGGAGUGCACCUCAGGGGGGUUUUUGCAAGUGCUGGUGUGACACCAUGAGUUGGGAAAGACUGGAAAACCGGAGCCUGUGCUUUUGGUAUGGAUGGGAAGAAGUGCAGCGUCUGGAUGUUCUUACCUCUUGUGUUUACCCUGUUUACAUCAGCUGGAUUAUGGAUAGUGUACUUUAUAGCUGUGGAAGAUAACAAAAUUCUCCCUUUAAAUAUACCAGAUAGGAAACCUGGUUCCAAAAGACCACCUUAUAUAAGUAUUGCAGGUGACACACCUCCUGCGAGCUGCGUGUUUAGCCAAGUCAUGAACAUGGCGGCAUUUUUAGCGCUCGUCAUGGCUGUCCUGCGCUUCAUUCAGCUGAAGCCAAAGGUGCUGAACCCUUGGCUGAACGUCAGCGGGCUGGUGGCAUUGUGCUUGGCCUCUUUUGGGAUGACCCUACUGGGCAACUUCCAGCUUUCCAACGAUGAGGAGAUCCACAACGUGGGCACGUCGCUGACCUUUGGCUUUGGGACUUUGGCCUGCUGGAUCCAGUCUGCUCUCACCCUCAAGAUCAACCUGAAGAAUGAGGGACGGAAAGUUGGGAUUCCACGAGUGGCUCUGUCAGCCAGCAUCACCCUCUGCGUGGUGCUCUAUUUCAUCCUCAUGGCGCAGGGCAUCCACAUCCACGCUUCCAGGAUCCAGUGGGGUCUGGUGAUGUGCUUCCUGUGCUACUUCGGCACCUUUGCCGUGGAGUUCAGGCACUACAGAUUUGAGAUUGUUUGCUCCGAGUACCAGGAAAACUUUCUGAGCUUUUCCGAAAGCUUAUCGGAAGCCUCCGAGUACCAGACAGAUCAGGUGUAGCCUGUCCUCUGGCAGGGGGGAGGGGGGCAGGUGUGGGCUCAUGGGUUAAACAUGACCUCAUUUACACUUUUUUGAUGAGUUUGUAUUCAUGUGCAAUCACGAUUGUAUUGCCAAAGGGCUCUGAGGGUGGCUGUCUCAUCAAGAGCCAAACACAAACAGAUGUCUGCUGGAAAGAGGAGUGGAUUCUUCUCGGCAGCAGCAGGAGAGAGCACAAGGUGUCUGUGCUACCAGUGACUCUGGCUCUGUCACACUCCUGUAGUUCACAACAUCCAACAGCCGGUCCUCGUGAUGCCCCUCCGCGACGGGCGCUCCUCAGCCCCUUCCUCAGAGGAUGACAUGAAGGAAACUUGAUUUCUCCAGGCACCAAGAGUCUUCAGGAGUUGCUGGUUCCCCGAGUCACCGGGCUACAUCUUCCACCUGUUUCUUGCAUUGUUUUCUUUGCUGCCAACCAGUUGUAACUCGGUUGGGUGAGAGAGAGCGGCUGCUUCUCCUGGAGCUGGAAUUGUGCGCAGCAGAAGACCUCAACCCACUUGGUUUUUGUGGCGAGGCUGGAAAGUGGCCAUGGCGAAGGCCAGGUUUGGGAGAAACCACGCUGUGCUCAGGAAAGGAACCUUGGCCUGAUGCUGCUUUGUAGCUGGGCAGAUCGUCCCCAGAGCCAGGAGAGGUGGCGCAGGGGGGAGUACUUCAGACUCGGCGGUGGAGGCUGCUGGAUUAGGACAGCAAUGCCUGCGUGCUCUGAAGAUGACCCAGAAAAGGCUGCUCUUUGUGUGUCCUGCUUCCACCACGUAGCGUGUGUAAUAUGUCAAAAGCUUUUUUUUCUUUUUUUUUUUGAUUCAGCGAGGGGGGGAAACAUUGUGUCAGAGACACUGGGCUCACCGUGAUGAGAACUGAACCCUUCCAGGUGAUUCUGGGCGUAGGGUUUGGUUUUGCUCCUCAUACACUUAAGAGAAGUCAAACUUCAGAUGGGCUGAUGCUACACCAGCCCUGGGCUCCCUGGCCACCCCUCCACGUGGCCAGUUGUCCUGAGUGAAGUUUGCCACGGGUUUAAGGGGGCUCCCAAGGUGCAGGGACGUGGUUCUGCCCUGGAGGUUGGUUGAUGUGGCCCGAGGGCUGGAGGUGCAGGAAGGGAAGAGCAAAACCAGAAGGGGCUUCAUCCUCCCUCAAGGGGUGUAUUCAAACAAAAGGUCUGUUUUCAAAGAAAAAGCAGGGGCUCAAAGCUCCUGUUUGAAAACCUGCCUUGGGGAAGGCUGCUGUGUUGGCUGGGCAAGGGUUGCUUCUCAUGAACAUGGCUCCUGUUUUCCUUCACCGGUCAGGCUCAGCUUAGGCUUGUGUCUUGUCUGAGCUGCAGGAAAAUAAGCAGAAAUUAAAAUGGUGGCAAGACAUUGGAAGGGGAAUUCCUACUGCAGCGUGGCGUUUAGGAGAGAGGGAAGAGGAGAGGCAGGAGAACGUUCAGUCUUCUGCAAAGGUCUUCUCCUGAGAGGAGAAACAGCUGGGAAAACUUCCGUCCAAACUAGUCUAAGUAGAAAGCUUUAAAGCCAGCCCUUUAUCUUCUUGUGAGCCAAAAUUCCUUCUCAGGCAGCUGUGUUAUAAUUCCAGAGCAUCUCCAGGCAAAAGAGGGUUGUUGUUGUUGGGCUGCUGAAGGGCCUCUUCCUUGUAGCUGUGCUGGAAGCUUCUCUGGAGGGACGUGGUCCAAGGACACGGUGGCGUUAAGGCACGGGGGUCCCCGACACCCCCCGAAGCUCCUCCUGGGUGGGGGACAGGAGGGGACAGCCUGGAGAAGAUGCAGGUGGAGAUCCUCUUACACGGAGCACAAAACAGCGAUUCGUUUCAAGGGUAUUUUACUGUAAAUAGUCCACCGUGACUUCUUUUUUUUUUUAAAGUCAACUGAUACUUUCAGUUUAUUAUUUUAUAUUUUGCAAUUUU